Molecule: messenger RNA, 1348 nt
Organism: Chenopodium quinoa (quinoa)
Lineage: Eukaryota; Viridiplantae; Streptophyta; Magnoliopsida; Caryophyllales; Amaranthaceae
Product: early nodulin-like protein 1
Exons: 2
Coding region: 457-1095 (212 amino acids)
Cellular component (GO): plasma membrane
Molecular function (GO): electron transfer activity
Source: RefSeq, a predicted model, not a curated record
AUGAAUAUUCUGGAUGGCAGUCAAAGCAAAGUAUUAACCUCCAUCCAAAGUCAUCACCAAAAAAACAAAAGCAAGAAAAAAGAAUAGAAACAGCUCAGGCAAAAACUGCAAGAUAAUAUAGCAUAAUAAAGUACAUCACAAUAAUAUGCUCUUAUACUUUGCUCAAAAUGCUAAGAAACCCGAAACAAGAAUCAGAAUAACAUUAAGUAAAAGAAAGAAAAGCUUCCUUACCACAGCUUGUAAAGUACACCCUUCUCAAUUCUCAUUUCCUCUACAUAAACCCAUCUACCACUCCAACUCAUUUCAUCUCACCAAAGAGUCUUACACUUCAUUCUAACUAAACCUCUCUAUUUUCGUCGCGCUCUCGGCCACUCUGCCUGUUGCUUAACUAAGAGCCAUAUAUAUAGAGAGAGUUUUUUUUUUUUUUUUUUUUUUUCUUUGAUUCAAUUAAACACCAUGGGUAAGAGUUUCUUUGUCAAUGCGCUCGGGCUCGUUAGUCUUGUAUUGCUUAUGCAAAGAGGUGAUGCAACUACAUUUACAGUAGGUGGUUCUAAGGGUUGGUCUGUUCCUUCUGAUAAUGGUAAUGUUUAUAAUCAAUGGGCUGAAAGAAUGCGUUUCCAAAUUGGUGAUUCAAUAUUGUUUAAGUACCCAUCAUCAAGCGAUUCAGUGCUUCAAGUAUCAAAAGAGGACUACAGCAGCUGCACAACAACCUCACCAAUAGCCAAGUACACUGAUGGUAAUACAGAGUUCAAGUUCAGCAAAUCAGGCCCUUACUACUUCAUCAGUGGUAACAAAGACAACUGUAACAAAAACGAGAAGCUUGCAGUUGUAGUUAUGGCAGACAGAAGUGGCAAAAGCUCACCACCUUCGCCUUCGGCCUCUGCACCUUCCCCUGAUCAACAGCCACCUAUCGCCUCCCCGCCUAUGGACAACGGCACCACCUUAGCUCCUGCAGGUGGUUUAGGUCCCUCAGCUGACUUAGCUCCUUCAGCUGAGUCUAACCCACCUAAGAAAAAUGGUGCAGCCUCAACUGUCAUGAGUUUUAUGGGUGUUUUUGGUGCAUUUGUUGGUUCUUCUGCUAUCCUAGCUUUCUGAUUGAUCCUCCAUGGUUGAAGAUAUGUAUGUAUGGUGGAGGAUUUUCUUCCUUUUUUUAUUAAUUUUAUUUUAAUUUGUGAUGAUGAAUGUAUUUUCUUGUGAUUUUGAUUCUCAAGAAAGUUGGUAUUUUGUGAUUAUUUGUUGUGUUUGAUGAAUAAAAGAGGUCAUAUUGGUCUUGUGAUUCUCUCAAGUUGAGGGUUAUAUACUUAAAUGUAUAGGCAAAAAUAAAUGGAUUCCAUUAUAUUGUGUGAAA